GAAGUGAACAUUGACUUGGACAAACUGCCGAACGAUAUGGCUUAUCACAGAACUGGAGCACAAUUAAAUCCAAAAUUAGAGAAACUGGAGUUUCCAAGAAAUGAUAUAAUCUAUAUCUGUGACCUUGGUCAAGGAGCUUUUGGACAUGUUUUUCAAGCAAAGGCACCAGGUCUUGUGAAGGGGGAGGAAUUCACUCUGGUGGCAGUGAAGAUGCUUAAGGAUGAAACUUCAGAAGAUCUGCAGGUGGAUUUUGAGAGAGAGGCUUGUUUACUGGCAGAAUUUGACCAUCCAAACAUUGUGAAACUAUUGGGAGUGUGUGCAAUUGGGCGACCCAUGUGCUUGCUGUUUGAAUACAUGGGUCGCGGUGACCUCAAUGAGUUCCUGCGCUCUUGUUCACCCAGUAACUAUAUUGUGCGCAGUUCUGAAGGAGAUGGUGAAAUGUUCAAAGAUGUGGAAUUAACUCAUGUUUCUGGUGAAUGUGGCACGGCAGGUGGCUGCUGGCAUG
This is a messenger RNA of Cryptotermes secundus, 505 nucleotides long. RefSeq names its product tyrosine-protein kinase transmembrane receptor Ror2-like. Gene Ontology annotation, molecular function: ATP binding; transmembrane receptor protein tyrosine kinase activity. Lineage: Eukaryota; Metazoa; Arthropoda; Insecta; Blattodea; Kalotermitidae. Gene Ontology annotation, biological process: cell surface receptor protein tyrosine kinase signaling pathway; protein phosphorylation; positive regulation of kinase activity. The annotation marks the transcript as partial. The record is from RefSeq and is a predicted model, not a curated record. Gene Ontology annotation, cellular component: signaling receptor complex. The transcript has 2 exons.